Messenger RNA from Purpureocillium lilacinum, 3114 nucleotides. RefSeq names its product HIR complex subunit. The record is from RefSeq and is a predicted model, not a curated record. Gene Ontology annotation, cellular component: HIR complex; chromatin; nucleus. Gene Ontology annotation, molecular function: protein binding; nucleosome binding. Gene Ontology annotation, biological process: DNA-templated transcription; regulation of DNA-templated transcription; chromatin remodeling. NCBI's taxonomy places the organism in Eukaryota, Fungi, Ascomycota, Sordariomycetes, Hypocreales, Ophiocordycipitaceae.
AUGCACAUCAUCAAGCCCUCGUGGCUGAGCCACAGCGGCGAGCAAAAGGACUUUGAGGUGUACAGCUGCCACGUCUCCCCCGAUGGCAAGCGCCUGGCCACGGCCGGCGGCGACGGCCAUGUGCGCAUCUGGUCCACCGAGUCCAUCUCCAGCGCCAACGACCCUUCCUACACCAAGCCGCGACAGCUCUGCCACAUGAGCCAUCACCUCGGCACCAUCCACUCCGUGCGCUUCUCCCCCAAUGGCCGCUACCUCGCCAGCGGCGCCGACGACAAGCUCAUCUGCGUCUACCACCUCGACAAGUCGGCCCCCGCCACCACUGCUGCCUUUGGCACCAACGAGCCGCCCCCCGUCGAGAAUUGGAAGACGUACAAGCGGCUGAUCGGCCACGAGAACGAUGUCCAAGACCUGGCCUGGUCCCCCGAUUCGUCGCUCCUCGUCUCCGUCGGCCUCGAUUCCAAAGUCGUCGUCUGGUCCGGCCACACUUUUGAGAAGCUCAAGUCGAUCCCCGCACACCAGAGCCACGUCAAAGGCAUCACAUUCGACCCGGCCAACAAGUUCUUUGCGACAGCAAGCGACGACCGCACCAUCAAGAUCUUUCGAUUCACCCCGCCCGCCCCCAACGCGACGCAACAUGACAUGGUAAACAACUUUGUCCUCGAGGCUACCAUCAGCUCGCCAUUCAAGAGCUCCCCGCUCACCACAUACUUUCGGCGAUGCUCUUGGUCGCCCGACGGGAACCACAUUGCUGCUGCUAACGCGGUCAACGGCCCUGUCAGCUCCGUCGCAAUAAUAGAGCGCACGCGGUGGGACAGCGAAAUCAACCUAAUCGGACACGAGGCACCCACCGAAGUCUGCAUGUUCUCUCCCCGACUCUUUCACACGGUUAAGCCGGAGCAGAACGGCGUGACUAAUGGCCACGGCGGCCAGCUUGUCACUGUCAUUGCUUCCGCCGGCCAGGACAAGACGCUAAGCAUAUGGAACACCAACACUUCUCGUCCCGUGGUCAUCCUGCAGGACUUGACGGGAAAGUCUAUAGUCGACCUCGCGUGGACGCCGGACGGCCAGUCCUUAUACGCCUGCAGCCUGGACGGAGGCAUCGUGGCCGUCAAGUUUGACGAAGGUGAGCUCGGCUGGGUAGCGCAGACAGAGGAAAACGUCAAGGCGCUGCAAAAGUACGGCGCCUCGAGAAAGGGCAUGGGAAUCGCCGAGGACGUCGAUGGCCUGAUGCUCGAGUCACACAGCAAGGCCGGUGAAUCGAGAGCGGUCGAGUCGAGGAUGGGCGCGUUAAUGGGAGACUUCCAGUCUGACACCAAAGAAUCGACCCCCGCGACGAACGGCAAUAAAUCGGGCACCUCCUCUGCCAAACCCGCACCGGCGGCCAACGGCGACGGCGACACGGAAAAGCCAGCGGAGGAAGGCGCGGACAAGACUGCAGAACGCGUCAAGGAGCUCAAGUCGCGGGUCACGGUUGGCAAGGACGGCAAGAAGAGAGUUGCCCCGCUGCUUGUCUCGUCUUCAGGCACGGGCGAGUCAUCAUUACCACAGACGCAGCUGGUGGGCUCCACGACUCACAAGGCGGCACAAAACGACGCGCCACAAACGGUUCUCGACAUGACAAAGCCGUUUGACGGGCUGCCCACGGGUGGCAUCACGUCCAUGCUGCUCGGUAACAAGCGGAAGGCCGCCGUAGGCGACGGCGAGGAAGAGGAAGAGGUGACGUCCAAGCGUGCGGCGACGGGACCGACGCCCAUCGUCACCGACGGCCCCAAUGGUGUCGAGCCCGCGGCGCUCACGUCUAUCCGGAACGGAGUCGUUCCGACGCCAGAGUUCCUGCGUCCGGCUGUUCUGAAUCCAGCCAUAUCCUUUGCUCAAGUCCGACUGGCCGUUCCCAAAAUCAGAUCCCACAUCCUUCGACCCCUUGAUCGUGGCGUCCUGCAACCCGACACGUCCCUAGACGAUGCAUCGAAGAGUCCCGAAAACAUCAUCAUGGAGGCCAAGAACGACCCCAGCCCCCGAGAUCCGUCACACGUUCUCGUCACGAAACGGGGCGCGCUGGUGUGGCAGGAGUGGCUGCCGAGGGCCAUCAUCCUGGUAACCGCCAACAAGAACUUCUGGGCCGUGGCUUGCGAGGACGGAUCGAUACACGUAUGGAGUCCCGCCGGACGACGACUACUCAACCCCAUCAUUCUCGAGUCGCAACCCGUCAUUCUAGAAUGUCGCAAGCACUGGCUGCUCUGCAUCACCGCCGUUGGCCUGGCACACGUCUGGGACCUCAAGACGCAGUCUGCGCCCAGCCCGCCAGUAUCUCUAGGCCCCAUCCUCGACAUUGCAUCGACAUCUCUAAACCAACAUAGCGCCACGCAAGGCCCUGGAGUGACUUCGGCUCACCUCAACUCGACAGGCCACAUUAUCGUUACGCUGACCAACGGCGACGGUUUCUACUACGCCAGGGAGAUGUACACCUGGCAGCGUCUGAGUGAGGCCUGGUGGGCUGUGGGCUCGCAAUACUGGAACUCGAACGACUCGUCAAUCUCGGCACUCCAGUCAACUGCCGUUGGUCCUGCUGAAGGCAAGGCCAAGGAAGCAGACGUCGCGACGGUGUCGUCUGGGAUCAUUCCGUUCCUGGAGCGACACACGACCAACGAGUUCCUGCUCAAGGGACGGGCUUACGCUCUUCAGCGCAUCAUCAAGACGGUCAUCCAGCGGAAGGAGGCGGAGGAGCUCGAAAGCACCAUCAGCAUCGCGCACCUGGAGAACCGCGUUGCCGGCGCGAUGCAGCUGGGGGCAAAGGAAGAGUUCCGGCUGUACCUGUACAUGUACGCCAAACGACUCGGAGCAGAGGGUACGCGAACCAAGGUGGAGGAGCUGCUCAACAGCCUAAUGGGAGGCAUCCUCCAAGACAAGGCGGACGACAAGGAGCAGGGGCGAGGCUGGUACAGCAAGGGCGACGAGAUUUGCGGCUGGGACCGCAAAGAGUUGCUCAAGGGGGUGGUUCUGAUUCUCGGCAAAUUCCGCGAGCUGCAGCGAUUGACUUCGCAGUACGCAAGGGUGCUGGAACUUGACCUAGAGGACGGCACCGUCGACGUCGACUCCAUGGACGUCGAAGCGUAA